Molecule: messenger RNA, 1053 nt
Organism: Verticillium alfalfae VaMs.102
Lineage: Eukaryota; Fungi; Ascomycota; Sordariomycetes; Glomerellales; Plectosphaerellaceae
Exons: 5
Coding region: 1-1053 (350 amino acids)
Source: RefSeq, a predicted model, not a curated record
AUGCAGGCCAGAGCUUGUCAAGACAAUGCACAUCAUCGCGGCAAACCGAUCCUUGGCCAAUUCUCCGGAACAAGUCCGCCUUGUACGAUUGCGCCGUCUCAUCUUAGGCCGACGGGUCUCUGCAUCAUCAUUGGCUGGUCGACGCAGACGAUUGUGGCUUCGUACCUCGAGACAGAGAGAGAAAGAGAAGAAGUAGAAAAGAGAGAGAAGAAAUUCGAACCGUCGAACCGUCGAACAGUCAAAAAUGCCACUUCACACGAUACAACCGACGCCUCGGGCCUGCCGCCUCGACAGAUCGACCUCUUCACCGGCCCCAACAUUCACCAUGACGCCUACCCAGAAAUUCACCCGCGUCACUCCCCCCACGCAGGGAAGUCAGUCCUCAUCACCGGCGCAAGUCAAGGCCUCGGCCGCGCCAUUGCCAUCGGCUAUGCCCGCGCCGGCGCCACGCGCAUCGCCCUCGCUGCUCGCACAGACCUGACCACGACAGCAGACCUCCUGCUCGCCGCCGCCGAGGAGGAGUCACAUCCGGCCCCCGAAGUUCUCGCCCUUGACAUGGAUGUCGCCGACGCCGCCAGCGUGCGCGCUGCCGCCGCCCGUCUCGACGACGCAUGGGCCGGCCGCCUUGACAUCCUCGUCUGCAACGCCGGCUACAUGGCCUCCUUUGCGCAGCUGCUCGAAGCUGACGAGGAGGACUUGAUGCGCACCUUUGACGUCAACUACUGGGGCACGUACCGCUGCUGCCGUGCCUUUGUGCCCAUCAUGAUCAGCGGUGGCGGCGACAGGACCGUCGUGACGCUGACGUCCAUCGCGGCCCAUUUCAUCGGCGGCGGCAGCGGGGCGUAUUCUCUGAGCAAAUUUGCGCUCGUGCGGUUGACCGAAUUCUUGCAAGACGAAUAUGCAUCGCAGACUGACCUGCCAGGGCGUGCUGGCGUAUUCGGUCCACCCAGGGGCCGUGUCAACGGGCUUGUCGGCCAAGCUGCCAGAGAAGUACAAGUAAACACCCGAGCUCAUCGGCCACUCACUGCCCUUCCUGACGAGCCAGAAGCGUGA